CCCCGGUAAAAGAAAGAAAAAAAGAACUCAGCUUUAACUCUCCGCUAGUGUUUGUUUAUAGUUCAGAUGUUUAACAUUAGUUUGCAGGUGGAUUUGAUGUGUUGUAAAUCAUUACGGAUCUGUCCAUGCUGGAUAUCGAUGAUUUGAUGACAGAAAUCUCUCAGCUGAAGAAAGAGGUGGCGUUACUGGAGGCAAAGCUGAGAGAAAGAGAGGUUUCAGAUCAGAGAUCCGGAGACACAGAGGACUCAGAGCUUAGCCUCACUUUACUCUGUUAUACUGACUCUCAGGAGAGUGUGUGUGACAGUAAACAGGGUGAUCAACCCCCCACAGAGUCUCUGUAGAACAGCAAAUUCUCAUGGAGAUGACAGAACAAGCCAUAGCAAAGGAACAUGCCUAUCAUCAUGCAGAGGUGUAUAUUAUUCUUUCAGAUUCAGCUUCUGAUGGAGAAACGACUACUUCAAAACAGCGGUUGACAGCUUCUGGCAAAAGAGUGUCGCAGGGAAGUUCAGCAAAACAUAAGCAGAAGUUCUUCAAAUGCAGGACAUGUUGGAGGAGCUUUUCUACCAGGGGAAAAAGAAACCGUCAUUCAAAGGUGCACAAAGUAAAAGAGUUUAAGUGUGAGCAGUGUGGGAAGGUUUUCUCAGCUGCCUCUACAUUAAAAAGUCACAUGAAGUCACACAGUGAUGAAAAGCCUUUCCAAUGCAGUGAGUGUGACAAGUGUUUCAGAUUCAAAGGAAAUCUUGUUGCCCAUGAGAGAAUACACACAGGGGAGAAACCGUACACGUGUCCUUACUGUGAGAAGAGAUUUAACUACGGACCAUAUCUAAACAAACACAUCCGUUCUCACACCAAUGAGAGGCCGUAUGGGUGCAGUGAAUGUGGGAAAACCUUUACACGGUUAGAUUCCCUAAAGUCACAUCAGAAUACACACUCUGAUGAGAAACCCUUUAGAUGUACAUACUGUGAUAAACGUUUCCAUCGUAAGUGUCAGCUGAUACGUCAUGAGAGAAUGCACUCUGGAGAGAAACCUUAUCUCUGUUCUUACUGUGGAAAGAGCUUUUCUGGUCCAAGUGAUUUGAAAGUUCAUGUAAGAGUGCAUACAGGAGAAAAGCCUUAUCGCUGCGGCGUUUGUGAGAAGAGUUUCCGUCAAAACUAUACUCUAGCACUGCACCAGAGAAUACAUACAGGAGAAAGACCUUACAAAUGCACUCAGUGUGACAAAACGUUUGCCUACAAAAAGGUCCUGAAAACCCACCAGAGAGUGCAUACUGGAGAGAACCUUACAGCUGCUCCAUCUGCAGAGAGAGAUUUGCUUAUUUAGUAUUUUAAUACUCAUCAGAAGAAAUAUCAUAGUGUGUUUUCAUGGCUCAGUGGAUGAAGAGGCUCUUUCAGCUUAUCCAGAUUCAGUGAAUAAAGCUCUCCCUGCCAGUAGGGGGCAGAAUCACAAUGAGCUUUCUUGUGGAUUGUGAAAAGAGAUGGGGAGAGUUAAAUACUUUGGAGAGUCAAAUACUUUGAAAAUAUUUGUGGACAAUGCUAAUAAAAUGUGUUAAUAUUGCGCUUGAUGAUCUUGCUGUUAUUUUUCUAUCUCAAUAAAAUGCUCGAC
This is a messenger RNA of Xyrauchen texanus (razorback sucker), 1603 nucleotides long. RefSeq names its product gastrula zinc finger protein XlCGF52.1-like. Gene Ontology annotation, cellular component: PcG protein complex; transcription regulator complex. The coding region runs from base 356 to 1321 and encodes 321 amino acids. The transcript has 4 exons. Gene Ontology annotation, biological process: regulation of transcription by RNA polymerase II. Lineage: Eukaryota; Metazoa; Chordata; Actinopteri; Cypriniformes; Catostomidae. The record is from RefSeq and is a predicted model, not a curated record. Gene Ontology annotation, molecular function: DNA-binding transcription factor activity, RNA polymerase II-specific; RNA polymerase II cis-regulatory region sequence-specific DNA binding.